AGAAGCAGAGAAAAUGGAGAAGUUGAAGCACUGGCGAUGGCCAACUAUUUGAUGCUUCUCUCUCGCGUAAGUCAGACUAAGUCAUCAUGUCCUGAUCGUCUUUUUGAGUGUAAGACUUGCGGCAAAAAAUUCACAUCCUUCCAAGCGCUUGGUGGCCACAGAGCGAGUCACAAGAAACCUAAAUUACUGGCGGUAGACCUUCUUCAUCCAGCAAGUCAAUCGAAGCUUAACACACACAAGUGUUCCGUUUGUGGCCUCGAAUUUGCAAUAGGACAAGCACUUGGUGGGCACAUGAGACGCCACCGUGUGGCUGUGACAGAAGCUAGUAGUAAAGAGUUGACAACAGAGAAUAAACAAUCAGCGAUGCCCGUGCCGGUUUUAAAGAAAUCGAAUAGCAAGAGAGUUAUACGGUUAGAUUUAAAUUUGACACCGGAUGAGAAUUGUGGAGUUGGGAAUGGGGAAGAUAGGUACGAUGGGCUCUCUUACUUGAAUCUUUUUCAUACUCCAAAGCUAUUUUUAUGUGGAAAUUAG
Molecule: messenger RNA, 531 nt
Organism: Ilex paraguariensis (yerba mate)
Lineage: Eukaryota; Viridiplantae; Streptophyta; Magnoliopsida; Aquifoliales; Aquifoliaceae
Source: the annotation of a GenBank genome assembly